AUGGCUACCGUGGAUGAUGCCGCGGCCGGGGAGGCGCUCCCAGUGGAGGAACACAAGUCCGUUUGGGACAAGACAGAACGCAAUUUCUGGACCAACCUUCGUCGCCAACGAGAAGCAGAAAACAACAUGGUCGAGCAAGAGUUUCAACGGUCUACGACUGAACUCCGAAUCAAACUUCGUGAGCUCACCGGACAACGAAGCCAGCUGAGCGAGUCGCAAGCGCGGCUAGCUCGAGAACUAGCUAAGGUCGAGGCCGAGCUAGCCCGCGUGACUGAGGAGUGUGAAGUGAAGACAGAUCGACUGAAGCGCAUUGAACAAGACUACCACGAGUCGCGACAGGCGAGGAUCGAAACUCAGCAGAAGAUCUGGAAGACGAUGCGUCGGUUUUUCAAGGAGAAGAGGGGCGAGGACCCCGACGUCGAGGAGUCCGAAGACCCCGACAUGGAAACCCUUGGCCUUCCUCAGGAAUUACCGGAAUUCUUAAACGUCAGUGGAAAUGUUCCUCGGAGAGAGGUCGCCGAUGAUUCCAUCCAAGUGAGAACCGAUCAAUCGGCUACCCAUGGAGAGAGCAUGGAAGGUGUUGAGCAUCACGACGACGAGAACGCCGCUAACAAACCCGCAUCUGAUGUUAUGGUGAACGUUGUCGAUGCUGAUGGCAAUGUGAUCGGACCGGUGGAACGCAUCGAGCCGUGGAAUCAAUGGGUGGAAGGAAUCCAGGAACUCGAAAUUCGGAGACCUGUCAAGAUCCGUCGCGGUCGCCGUUUCAACGACUCGCAUCUUGCUAGCAUUUAUGAGCGAACCGAAGCGAAGGGCGUCAAGUGGCUAUCCUGCAUGAUCCAGGCCACCGGAGAGAUUCAGUCCAAGCGAUGCUGGUCGUGCAAUAAGAAUCAGGGAGCUUUCGAUGAUUGUAUUAUUGUCGGUGGUGACCUCUUUCAGAGAUGUGGCAACUGUGAGUGGAACCGUCAGCGUUGCCACGGCGCGUCUGGAGAUUCGAUUGACAUACUGGCUUCGAGGGAAAGGUCGCGACAGCAGAGGGAGGCCAAGGGGUCGCACACCAGACCUGAGCCGGAGCCGGAGCCUCUGCGCCUGGAGAUCCAACCGAGACCUGAGCCUGCACCCGAACCACCACCCGAACAGGCACCUCGAACUGAGGAACCAGUCUGCGUGUCUUCGCGUCAUCCUUCACCCCAGCCUGUCCAUCAGCCUGUUCCGCCGGCUCCUGAACGAGGUCCUGGGCGAGUUCCCGAACCGGCUUACAGGCGUGCCUACGAGCCUCCUCCUGUACCAGUCAGCCGCCCUGCUCCCCUACCCAGGCCCGAUCUUGCUCCAGAGCGUAUGGUAGAGGCUAUGGUAGCACCAUCUCAGUCUCAACCUCAACCUCGGCCUGAAGUCCCACGUUCCGCCCUUCCUUCGCAUGUCCCGCAACCUACACGGCCUGGCAUCCUUCAACCUACUACCGAGUUCGACACGCCCAUGGAAGACACGUCGGCUCCCAAUAGCACUCAACCAGCGCGGGAUCCCGAGCGGAUGCCGAUACCGCGAGAGUAUCGAGUUACCCCUGGAUUCACGCCGGCCAACGUUCGCAGUAGACCCCCAUCAGCCGAGCGAGUGGAGCGACCAACACCGGCUUCCAUGCCCAUCGAACCAUCGCCUCAGCCGACGGAAUCUCCUUCUGAGGAGCCUCUGGAGGAGAUCACCCGAGAUAAUCUGGUGCUCCGGCACAAUGGAGAAGUCUACACUUACCCUGAGUGCGUUGAGGGUGUACCCCUGGUCAAGAUCAACGAAAAUCACCCCUAUUGGGAGCCUAACUGGCCAAAUGUGAGAACACUGAUUGAGCCGCAGCUCGCUCGAUGGCGCGAGAAACACCAGGCUGCAAUCGAUGCCGGUCCGAAGCAAGAAAAGGGUGGCUCGUCCAAGUAUCAGAUCGGUCAGCUGGUCAAUCGGGGCGUCAAAAUCCUUGAGUUUCACGAACAGGGCCCGGUUAGCCCGUAUCAGCUCCUCAGCAAGAAGUACGUCCAGUCAGGCAAGGGCGGCAUCACGUCCUACGAUGCGCUCUUCCGUUUGUCUGAGACGAUGUCGGAGCUGGAAAAGUUCAAGUUGGAUAUCCAGCCAAUUGAGUGGAUGCGGCAGCGCCUGCACGAGCUAAUCCUGGCCGAGGGCGCCAGCUUCAACUUGCCUCGAACGAUCCAUGACUUCUAUCACGACCCGAAGCUGACUGCCCUUCGAUACAAGCAUGGCUUCAAGAACAUCGGCCGUCCCUCUGGGUUGAAGGCGCGUCAGAGCCAGGGCAGUCCAAGCGACACGCCCAAGCGUCUGAACAAGCGCAAGAGCGUGCAUUCUGUUGCUAGCACGCCUCGCGAAACGUCCUUUAUCGAACAAUCUCCCUUGGCUGCUCAUGUUCCCAGGGGGCCCGACAGCCCAUUUAACACUGAUCUUCAUAAGCGACCCAAGUUCUUAUCUCCCGCUUCCGGUCCGGUUCACGACGAGUUCCACAUCGACGCAUGGUCUGAUACGGACUCACAUAGUGGUGGUGAAAUCACCAAAUACGACUGGCGCCUCUACCAGGUCAAAAACCGAUUCUUCACGAGCUCGACGGCAGUCACCCAGUAUUGGACCUGGAUUGAGCAAGCGGGCUGCUUCCAACACCAAGUCCUUCAGAACGCUAGCCCUGCCUCGUGGGGUUUGUUUAAGGAUCACAUUGACUUCCAUGUUAACCUCGACGAGAUUGAGGAAGUGAUGUGGAACAUUGAGGCGCUUCGCAUUCACAUCAUCAUGCGCAAGGUCAACAUUACGAUGGACAAGUCGGAUGGAGCACCUCGUGGCGAUGUAAUGGCAUCUUUCAAGCGGGAUCGAACUAUGCGGCGGUUCCUGUUCUUUUGUAGGGAGAAGGGAGUCAGGAUGCUGAAGCAGACGACGGAGGAGCUCGACCAUCGCUGGCAGAUGAUGCAAUCAGACCUGCUUCCAGACGUUGAUGACCGCGGCGAGUCUAACAAACACCUGCUGGAAUAG
Molecule: messenger RNA, 3009 nt
Organism: Fusarium falciforme
Lineage: Eukaryota; Fungi; Ascomycota; Sordariomycetes; Hypocreales; Nectriaceae
Exons: 2
Coding region: 1-3009 (1002 amino acids)
Source: RefSeq, a predicted model, not a curated record